AAUCAACAUGUAGACUCUAUUAAAAUUAUUCCUAGAAAUUCUAAAAAACAGUAUACCAAAGCUAAUAACACUAUGAAAAACAUUAAUGAUAUAAUGGAUAUGUCUGGAACAGCUAACCAACUCCUAGUUACUGAUGAAUCAAAUAAUCUCAAGGACAAAGGCAAACAAAAAGAUACAACUAUUGUCCAAGAAGACUUUAACUCUGGACUUGAACUUUUUACAAACCCUUUAGAGGACAUCCAAGAAACCUCUAAGACUCCAUCACUUUCUUUAACUCAAUGA
Molecule: messenger RNA, 282 nt
Organism: Diversispora eburnea
Lineage: Eukaryota; Fungi; Glomeromycota; Glomeromycetes; Diversisporales; Diversisporaceae
Source: the annotation of a GenBank genome assembly